Messenger RNA from Procambarus clarkii (red swamp crayfish), 3213 nucleotides. RefSeq names its product probable ATP-dependent RNA helicase DDX17. The record is from RefSeq and is a predicted model, not a curated record. Gene Ontology annotation, molecular function: RNA helicase activity; RNA binding; ATP binding. NCBI's taxonomy places the organism in Eukaryota, Metazoa, Arthropoda, Malacostraca, Decapoda, Cambaridae. Gene Ontology annotation, cellular component: ribonucleoprotein complex; nucleus; cytoplasm.
CAAGCCUGUCUUUCUACGUGGGUCUUCAGCGGGCGCCUGUAACAUCGCUCUGCCGCGCGCCGCCUCGCUCAUAGUUUUUCCAUCUUCAAGCCCACAGGAGCCAACAUCUGCUCCUAUUAUAGUAAUAUUUAAAAGUUUAGUCUUGAUAAGAACAGAGAAACGCCGUCAUGUCGUCAUACAGAAAUCGCAGGUCUCGCUCACGUUCUCGUUCUCGCUCGCGUGAUCGCCGCCGCAGUAGGGAGGACUGGGGUUCACACGGAGGGUGGAGUCCAGCUGGUAGUGCACGACCAUCAUUGAAAGGGAGGCAGCCAGGUGAACGUCUUAGGAAGCCGAGGUGGGACCUGUCCAAAUUGACUCCCUUCGAGAAGAACUUCUAUCAGCCAACACCUACAGUACUCAAUCGUCCCGCUUAUGAAGUUGAAAAAUACAGGAAUGAGAAAGAAAUUACACUCCGUGGAAAAAACAUCCCAAAUCCCAUCCAGUACUUUAGUGAUUAUAAUUUCAUGGACUGCGUUAUGGCCGAGAUCAAAAGACAGGGCUAUGAACAACCAACACCAAUUCAAGGUCAAGGAUGGCCUAUUUCACUUCAGGGAAGGGACUUUGUUGGUAUUGCCAAGACUGGUUCUGGUAAAACGUUAGGAUACAUCCUGCCAGCAAUUGUGCAUAUAAAUCACCAACCAUAUUUAGAGCGAGGCGAUGGUCCAAUUGCACUAGUUCUAGCCCCCACCAGAGAACUUGCCCAGCAGAUCCUAACGGUUGCCCAGGACUAUGGGGCAUCCUCAAAGACUCGAUCAACAUGUGUGUUUGGAGGAGCACCCAAGGGACCACAGAUUCGUGAUCUUGAAAGAGGGGCCGAGAUUUGUAUUGCAACCCCGGGCCGUCUUAUUGAUUUCCUUGAAGCAGGCAAGACAAAUCUACGGCGUACAACAUACUUGGUACUAGACGAGGCUGACCGCAUGCUGGACAUGGGUUUUGAGCCGCAGAUCAGAAAAAUAGUAGAACAGAUUCGGCCUGAUAGACAAACUCUUAUGUGGUCUGCAACUUGGCCUAAGGAGGUCAGGAAACUAGCAGAGGACUUCUUGAAGGACUACAUCCAGCUGAAUGUUGGGUCACUCUCUCUCUCCGCUAACCAUAAUAUUCUUCAGAUUGUCGAUGUUUGCCAAGAAAUGGAAAAGGAUACCAAGCUGCGCCAGUUGCUCAAUGAGAUGGCGCAGGAGAGGGCAUACAAGACUAUAAUCUUUAUCGAAACCAAGAGGAAGGUGGAGGAUGUUACUCGUGGGUUGAGGAGUACUGGGUGGCCAGCAAUGUGUAUUCAUGGAGAUAAAUCACAACAGGAAAGAGACUGGGUUUUAAAUGAAUUUCGGUCUGGAAGGGCACCAAUUUUGGUAGCCACAGAUGUUGCUGCUCGAGGGCUAGAUGUGGAUGAUGUCAAGUUCGUGAUCAACUAUGACUACCCGUCAUGCUCUGAAGAUUAUGUCCAUCGCAUUGGUCGAACUGGAAGAUCAGACAAGACUGGUACUGCAUACACGUUCUUAACAGCGGACAAUGGCAAACAGGCUAGGGAUUUAAUAGAAGUGCUGAAAGAGGCAAAUCAAGUAGUAAAUCCACGUCUUUAUGAAAUCAUGGAUAUGGGACGUGGUGGUGGCAAAGGACGUAAUCGUUGGAGGGGCCGUGAUGAUGACAGGAGAGGUUUUGGACGCGAUCGUGAUCGCGGUCGAGUUGGUGGUGGUGGUGGUGGAGGAAGGAACGGCUACAGCAAUGGAAAUGGCUAUGGUACGUCUGAAGGGCUUGGAAGAUUUAACCAGUUUAGAGGUGGAGGCAAUAGCAGUGCUGUGCCCAAUGGGGUGGGUGCAGGCCGAACGCGUCUGAAUGGUCCUCCUCCACUAAUGGGUUCUGGUUCUGUGAAGCCUUCAAUGAGCCAAGCAGCUAACCAGAACCAGUUUAAUGGCCCCCAACGUCCAUCCGUCCGGAACGUGGGAGCUAGCAUGGCCGUGGGCAUGUUCAACCAGGCUGCCACUGUAGCUGGUACUGCUGGUGGCUUGGGCAUAAUGGGGACCAUGCCUAGUGCACUGAACUGGCCGCGUCAGUGACCCCGAAGCUGUGCUAGUCAAGCUCCUGCCUCCUGCUCUCCAACUGGGGCCUUGCCAAGUGGCCGCCUCAACUCUUGCCUCGGCGACUCAUCAUCACCGAAACAAGUUCACCCGCUCCUCUGAUUCUUCUUGUAACUGAACUGAUGAUGGGGCCUCACUUGGCAAGGUUUCUCAUCAUUUGUAUCUAAAAUAUUUUAUUGAUCCUAGUAUAUUGUAUACACAGAAUUGGAAUUUUCCCCAUUCCAACAUGCUGAUAAGUCUUUCAAAGUGAAUUUUUAAGAUGGCAUGGCAUGUUUGGCAAGUGAGGUGUUCUAUUCAGUAGUUAUCAGUACAGUGGACUCCUGUUCGAACGGAAUCAAUCUGCACGCAAAGGAAGGAUUGCAUGCUGCUGUAAGAUUGUGAUCAGAUGCAACGGUAAAUAAAUGGAUGGCUUCUCGCAUAGCAAGUAAACAUUUGUUGGACUGGAGUUCGAUAUAAAGGAAAAAAAAAAUUGUAACAGUUUAGUGAUUUUGAUACAUGUAUGGAAGUAUAUAAUUUACACUAUUUCUUGGUAUAAAAUAGAAAAUUUCAGGCACAAUGGAAAUAAUUUCGUGCUGGACAGGGUCUGGUGCGAAUCUGUCCAUUCGAGCGAGAGUCCAUUGUAGUUAGUUUAUGUUUACCAUUGACGCUGUUGGUAUCUUAUUACAGCUUACUGAAGUCCGUGCCGGAGGUGACUGCUUACUGCUGCGCCAUCCCCUUUCUAGGAGAUUAGAGGUUGCGAUUGUUACCACUAAGUGCUUGACAGGCCCAGUUGUCAAGGGUAGGGAAAGUUUCGCCCCCCAUCAUUACAGUUUGCGGACACCUACGCCUUUCCUCCUAGUCUACGGGACUGCUGUCUGCUUAAGCCAACGACGUCAUUGUUAGUAAACAUCACUGUCCAAAAGCUGGUGGAGUUAGUCAUGUCAGCAUGUUCUUGAUUAUCAAAUUGUUUUUAACCAAAUAUUCCAUUGUGAUUUUAGGAAGAAUUUCCUAGUUUCGUUAUUGUAUAGAGGAUAUUAUUUUUCAUUAAUUUAAAGAAAAUUGUGUAUGGACCAAGAAUUUUUGUAACCCUCUGAAUAAUUAAAUAUACAGUUGUAAAAAAAAA